AUGGUAUAUCGGGUACGACUUGCAUUGAUUUGUUCCGGAAAGGAAUUGAUGUUGUUAGCUAUCAUUGUUAGUUUAUAUAAUCUAGUUCUUGCCAACUCCUGCUCGUCAAGAUCUCUAAGUUGCAUCAAAUCGGGAGAUUCGGUACACGUGGCUGCAGAUAUGACUGAAAUGCUAUUACGCGCAGUAAUUAUGGAUAAGGAGACCAAAAAUGAUGAUUGGUUCAACAUCGGAAAUGUAAAGCUUGCUUAUUGUACUGCUAUUAUCAGCAGUAAUAGGGAAUUAGAUGGAUCGCUGCUUCGAAAUUACACAAACCCGUUGCCGGAUAUACUUUUUUACAAAACUAAUUUUCUGAAUGGUAGCCAAAAAAAAUGUUGUUGUCAUGCAGCCGAUGAUCUUAGAAACUGUACCAUUGGUGCUGAUGCUAGGUAUCACGACAUUUGUUUGAUAAGUUACGAUUUGAUCAGAUAUUUGGAAUUUUUCUGUUACUGGAAAUUUAGUCCGAAAUUGAGUGAAAUAUUAUCACUUGUAAAUAAUACUGAUUGUAAUGAUGGUAAUGGAAAAUAA
This is a messenger RNA of Loa loa (African eye worm), 564 nucleotides long. RefSeq lists its product as hypothetical. Bases 1 to 564 code for a protein of 187 amino acids. The record is from RefSeq and is a predicted model, not a curated record. The transcript has 4 exons. Lineage: Eukaryota; Metazoa; Nematoda; Chromadorea; Rhabditida; Onchocercidae.